Messenger RNA from Cuscuta epithymum, 3943 nucleotides. Lineage: Eukaryota; Viridiplantae; Streptophyta; Magnoliopsida; Solanales; Convolvulaceae. The record is from the annotation of a GenBank genome assembly.
ACUUAAGUCUCUUUCCCGCUCAAGACAGGAGGACAUUUACGUAAAUUCAGCUAUACAGAAAUUAGGGUUCUCGCAGUCUCGCUUAUUCACCCGCCACCCGCUUAGUCUUGAGACUUCACAAAUCAGGGCUCUGGCUCUCGCAGAAUGCUUACACUCCUUUCUUUACUUCUCUGCUCUUUGAUGAUACUCAGAUACAGGUCAUUUCUGCAUCAAUUUCUCUCUGAUUAUAGCGUUUGUUGCUUUAAUGGAAGCUUUUAUUUAUAUUUACUUUUUUCCUUUCCUGAUUUCAAUUCAAAGAAAGUGUUGCUCAGUUUGCUCAAGAACAUGUAACUCCUCACGCCGAAAAAGUCGAUAAAGCUAAUAGUUUUCCGCAGGUUGAUUUUCAUGUGCAUCUUUAUGGUGUAUUUGUAUGAGAGUAUUGCCAAUCUCAUAUCCAUCACUCUACCUAAUUUUAUUCAUAUCCGCCAGUUAUAAGCUAAAAUCGUCUGAUUAAUACCAAAACACUCAGAAUAACUCAUGAUCUUUGUCUACUAAAUCAUCUUUAUUAUUUGUCUUUUGUUCUUAUAUCUUUACUUUCAAUUCUUCUUCUUAUUGUUUUUUACUUCAAAGCGAGUAAAGAUGGCUUUGAUCUGUAUUUUACUUCUUAUUGUUUUUUACUUUCAAUUCUUCUUCUUAUUUUUAGUUUUCCUUUGAACUUUAUUCCUUGGGCUGGCAUCCUAAUAUGCUUUCUUUUGAUGCUUCCUCUAAAAAUAAUGUCAAACCAAAGGCAUACCAUGAAAAUCAUUCCCAUUAAUGAAAGUAGCAAUAAAUUUGAGAUGAGGGUGACAUACCAGUUACUUGCUUCUACAUUGACCAAAGAGAGGUUGCAAAUAAGUUGAAGAUUAAAAGCGAGAGGGAUACUGAGAGAUCACAGAAGAGUGAAACUGAACAAAAUUGUAUUUUUAACACCUUCCGAAUAGCUAAACCAUACAAAAUGUCCAAAUCCACAUCUCAGUUUAAAUGAAGCAGAAUAGUAUUAUUAAAUUAUUCUUAAAAGUAUUGUUAAGGAUAUCUCUAUAAUGCCAAAAUCAUUAAGGGUAAUUUGAAAUAAGUGAUACAUCCAAACAAGGACAACUUUCUUAUUAGUACUUAAUUAAGUCAUCUUUAGUUCCAAGGUAUGACCUUUAUUUUUGUGAUUCAAUGUAGUUGUCUUUUAUGAAGUUUGGGUGAUGUGAUAACUCUAUAAUUCAACUAACCAGGUAUCUUUUUUUUCACCUUAACAAAUGUGGUUUAUGGAUGAAAGAUUGCUUUGAUAUACGAAGUAUUUUGUUUGGUAGCUAUCCUUUGGAUGGCUAAUGGCUUAUUACUCUGUUUGGUGUCCAAUUACUUAAAUUGUUUCAAAAACUUAAUUCCUGAUUCCUUUUUAUAUAUCCUUUUCCACUAUCUAUGAAUCCUCAUACUAAUUUAAAUGCUCAUGAAUGUGCCACUCUUUUUUCUUUGACUGCAAAAAUAUGGCCAGACACACAUCCUUUUACCAACUUCAAAGGAUUCAAUGCCUAGAGUUUAACUUAACGGGAUUUGUUUAUGCUUUAUAGUUUGCUUUAAGUAAGCAUAAUUCAAAGAAAUUGAUGUCAGUGAGUUUGCAUAUAUCCCCAUCUUUUCACUAAGCUAAAUCCUUCAAAAAGAGUACUCUUUUAUUAUUUACUCAGUUAUCUGAAUUAAAUGUAGUUUUCUUUUAUGAAGUCUGGGUGAUGUGGUAACUCUAUAAUUCAACACAGUACUAAAUAAAAAGUUGCUCACACCAUUUUCUGAAAAUCUUUUCCCUGUGUACAAUUAUUUCAUGUUAACAUUUAAAUUGUUUCUUGAGCAUGGUUCAUUAGAACCUAAAAAAUCGUUUUUAAACUAUGUUUUUUUAGUCCUGGUAAUGAACCAAACUCCUGAAGAGGUUUGGGUGGGAGCAAGGGAACAUCCCACCAUUUUAUUUGAAUGAAGGACGUUUAUAAACUACGUAUCUAUCUCUCUGUUUGUGUAUAUACUCACAUUGAUGUGUAUAGUUCACUUUUUUGUAUAGUAUAAUUUAGUCAAAAGUUUAUAACUUAAUGAUAUUUAAUCUAUAUGAUGUGUGUACGAUGUUCAUUCCCUGCAUUUUUCAGUGUGACAAAUUGGUUUGCAAAAUCAGUGAAAAAAGCAAAGUCUACAAGGAGUUGAAUGACAAGAAAAGACUGGCCACAAGCGGUGCUAACUUUGCCGGAGCCUAUAUUGUUCAGUUUGGAACAUGCAAUUUCCCUGAAAAUUUCACUGGCUGCCAAGACCUUGCCAAACAAAAGAAAGUAGCAUCCAUCACUGAUGACUUGGAAUUGGAAUGUGAAGGUAAGGAUAAACACAAGUGCGGUUCCAAUGUUUUCUGGAAAUGGUGAAGUGUGUAAGCAUGUGAUCACCAUUCCUAAGAAGUAUUUACAUAUCAUUUCCUCCAUGACUCCAUGUAAAACCUUUAACUCAUGAGAUGUUUCGGAUUCCUAAUGGCUAAUGCAUAUAAUUGUUAGUACCUACUAAUCUAACUUUUAAAUUUUAAAUAAGACGAGAAAUUUCUCCAAAAAAAAGCAAUGUUUUUACUAAUCCAUGUCGCUUAAUGGAUAACUAUCAAUUGCAUCUUUAUUGAGCAAUAUUUUUACCUCAUAAACUCAAGUGUAUGGCAAAAGAAUGAUGUGUAUUCUAAAUAGAGAGACAUCAUUUGUAGUAUUUAACUCCUGAAAUAAGUUUCAACUUUCAAGUGUACUUAAAAUAUCCCGUUCGAUAUAUGAACUUUUGUGUAUGUUUCAUGUUUGCUAAUAUUUCUAAUUUUACUUCAUAUAAGCUUCACGUAUCCGGAUGAUUUCAAUUAACUUUGUAAUAGGUUGUUCCCCGUGCAACGCACGGGUAAAAGACUAGUUUUCCUUUAAAGUAUCUACAUUAACAAAUCUAGUUAUUUUACAUUUUUUUAAUGCUAGAAAUAUAUUAUAUCGAAUUUCAAAUGAAGCAAAAAAAUACUUGAAACUCUCUACGCUAUGUAGGGUUUCUCAUCCGCCGAUUGAGUUCGUGCGGCAGUGCUGGCUUUCUGCAAUUGCUAGUUUAUCAUUUGAGCUUUUCAUUUUUUAUUGGAGAAUUUAUAUCGAAGUGGGAUGAGGCUCCACCUUCAUGCAUUAUCUUGGCUUACUAAGUCAGAGAUUUAGGUGUUUUCUCUCUAGGGCUUCAACUAUGUCGGCCGCUGGAGCCUUUUUCCGAUUUCGACUUUGUCGAAGAUCGGCUUUGCUAUCCCUUGGUCGCUGGUGCUCGGCUGGAGUCCAGGUCAGACGCGGAGGGCGGAGAUCGGUGGAGGAGGGCGGAUUUGCUUUCAUGGCUCGAGGAGAUCGGCGUUGUGGUCAAGGUUCGAGGAUGUGACGUUGCUGUUGUUGGAGAAGAUCGGCGCCGCCUAUCCGCUUACUCUGGUCGCACAGAGUAGGGAUGAGUUUGGUUAUGCAUGGUCUUUGGCAGCCAAAGGUCAUGGAUGAUCAAUUAGCAUGGUACCGGUGGUACGACCUCCUCCUGAACCACCACCAUGGGAUGUACGAGGUGCUAGAGUUUGUGAAUGUUUUUCUUGUAGUUUUUAUUUGUUUGUUAUUUGUUUUCUUGUGUCCAUUUUUGUUGUUUGUUUUGAUAGUUUGUUUGAGUUUUUUGUCUCUCUUUAUGUCAUUGGGUAUGGUUGGAUCUAUGGGAACAUGUUUGGCUGUGUCAAACCUACUACAUGGUUAGCGAUUCGUGUUGCUCUCUCAGGGGUGACCGUAUCAAAGUCUCACCAUAGGGUUACAGUCGUAUUUGUUGGAGUUUCAGUUGGUGUCAGUUUUAUUUUCCCUUUGCUUGAUGUAACGAUCAUGAAUAGUCCUGUUUUGAUGAUAAAAAAUGCUAGAAAUAUAUUAUACGAAAGAUCUCAUAGCUCUGGCAUAUGGAG